UUUGCAGUAAGGCUGAGCAAAAUUUGAGAUUUCUCCAAAAACCCACCUUCACCGAUGACGAGCUCAAUGGACCGCAGCCGAAGCCCCGCGAAUCCGAUUUGGCAUCCUUGUACCUGAGCACACGAUGCUAGUCGACCGCGCCGCGAUAUUGAUCAAUAACCCCGAGCCGCGCCCGCCCUAACUACCCAGGUAACCUAUCCGCCCAAUCGGUGGCUUACUUAGCCAUGGCAGCACCCCUCAAGGCCGCCGCCACGUCGGCCGGCUCCUUCGUCCCGCGCGCCGUAUUCGAAGUCUCGCCCUCGAUAACGCGGUCCUAUUUCCUAGGCCACCACGCGAGCGCGCUCUCGUCGAUGCGCAAGAUCCUAUCGAACAUCGGCCUAGUCCUCGAGUGCCGCGACAGCCGGGUGCCCCUCACAUCGACGAACCCGCUCCUCGAGACCGCGCUCGCGGGGCGCGACCGCAUCAUCGUGUACACGAAGUCCGACCUGUGCGCGCCCGCGUCGGCGAGCCGGUGGAUGGAGAAGCAGAAGCAGUUGCUCAUCAACUACCACUCCGACCGGUCGGGUAUAAUUUUCGAGGCGGACGACGGCGACGACACAUAUAGUGGGGAAAGAAGGAAUAGGAAUAGGGGAGAAGGUGCCGGUCCGGACAAUACAAAAGUCGUUUUCACGGACGAGCGCAACCCGCGCACGAUCCAACACCUGCUCAACGCUAUUAAAACCCGCGCCACAGCCACGGACUCGUUGACCGGGCUCCGCGCCCUGGUCGUCGGCAUGCCCAACGCCGGAAAGUCUACCCUCCUCAACGCCCUGCGGCGCGUCGGCCUUUCUCUGCCGAAGGCCGCGCGCACCGGCGCGCAACCGGGCAUAACGCGCAAGCUAGGGACGCCCGUGCGCGUGAUCGGAGAAGACAGCCGCGCCGGCAUCGAGCAAGGCGUUUUCGUAGUCGAUACGCCCGGAGUCUUCGUCCCGUACGUCGGGGACGCCGGGGCCAUGCUCAAGUUAUCUCUCGUAGGCUGUGUGAAGGACGGCUUGGUGCCCGUGGAAGUCGUAGCCGAUUACCUGCUCUUCAACCUUAACCUGCGCGAUCCGAGCUCGUACGCGGCGUUUUCCGCGCCGACGAACGAUAUCCAAGAGUUUCUGGACGCGGUAGCGAGGCGAACCGGGAAGUUGCAGAAGGGUGGUGUGCCGAGUCGGGAACAGGCUGCUGAGUGGGUGGUGCAGCAGUGGCGGAAGGGGGAGCUGGGUCGUUUUGGGCUGGAUGAUGUUAGCGAGGAGAGUUUGAAGGAGAAGAUGAGGAAGGAAAGAACCGGGGAAGAAGAGCAUGUUAGUUUGAACCAGGCUAGGAAGAGGGAGAAGGAGGCCAGGAAGGCGAGACAUGCUGCUAAGAGACAAGCGGCUGAGGGAGCUUGACCCCUUUCAUAUAAGUAAGCAUAAGAUGGUAAGAUACGAGCACAUAGCUGAGAGUCAAGCAAGAGAAGGCUCAUGUCUCUACUAAAUCACGAAGGAGAGGUAUGCAGACGGAUAUUGAUGCUAAUAUUGGUUAAAACAUAUUGGCAUUGUACAUUAUUGGUGUACCUAGUAUUUACACUGGUGACGCGCCAGGUGAUAUAGAUAUCGGGGUAUAUGGUAGAUACAGCGCCGCGCCGGUAAAUAUCAGAAAUCAUAACCCACUCCAAAGACGGGCGUCCUUUUCCAGAUACUGGAAUAUCUGUGCCGCUCGAAGCCCGAGAACUCCUCCAAUCAACCCAGUCGCUUUUUCGUUAGCACAGCCAAUUCUACACACGAGACCCUAUUUCGAACUUUUUGUUACUGAAUAAAGAAGAAGCAAAGGAAAGUAAAAAAACGAAAAAAAACACUCCUCUUAAUCC
Messenger RNA from Annulohypoxylon truncatum, 1870 nucleotides. Its product is annotated as P-loop containing nucleoside triphosphate hydrolase protein. NCBI's taxonomy places the organism in Eukaryota, Fungi, Ascomycota, Sordariomycetes, Xylariales, Hypoxylaceae. Gene Ontology annotation, molecular function: GTPase activity; GTP binding. The record is from RefSeq and is a predicted model, not a curated record. Gene Ontology annotation, cellular component: mitochondrion. The coding region runs from base 225 to 1412 and encodes 395 amino acids. The transcript has a single exon.